AGUCGAGCAACGGUCGCAGGUCGAGUGCGGCAGAAAGCGAACCGCUAGCCGCCUCCCGACGUCCUCCCAUGAUCGGCGACAGCCUGAACGUAGGCUGAGCCUCUAAAACACGGCAGUCGACACAGCAGUUGCCCGGUUUCGAGUUAGCUUCCACAACACACGAUUGAAGCGUCUUUCUCCGACAUCGAAGCCUCGGGUGCCUUGAGCACGACUAGCACGAAGCCCAAGAGAACAAACGAGGCGACAGCCACGGAGCAACACGACUCUCCCCACAAUGCCCCGAAACCUCGAUCCGAGUAAAGAAGGGCUGCUGCGCUCCCACUAUGACGAGGCUGCGCGGCAGUCCUUUGAAGACGAUGGCCACGACUCCGAGUUGGACCUUGAUGCGACCGAGUUCCUUGACCGCGCUUCCCCCCCCUCCGCCGAGCCCAAGAGCUUCUUCGGCCCACGCGACAGUCCUGUCCAGCGAUGGUCUGCCUUGCGGCGGGCCACAGGCCGGAGACGGUGCUGCCUGGUCCUCCUCACGUGCAUGUUGGGACUGUGGCUCCUGAUAGGCAUUGGAGGGGGCGUCGUAUACAAGGUGUUCCAGAAAGAGCCGCCGUACGGCCAGUCUCCGCCGUGGUACCCUGCUCCCAAAGGCGGCAUAGCACGUACUUGGGCCGCGAGCUACGAGAAGGCAGCCAAAAUGGUAGAGAGGAUGACUCUCGCCGAGAAAGUCAACGUCACUACGGGCACGGGCUGGCAGAUGGGGCUGGCGGUGGGCACCAACGCCCCUGCAGUAUAUGUCGGGUUCCCCCAGCUGCAGCUGCAGGAUGGCCCCUUGGGUAUCCGCUUCGCCGACAACAUUACAGCCUUCCCUGCCGGCAUCACGGUCGGGGCUACGUGGAAUCGCAAGCUCAUGUAUGCCCGCGGGAAGGCGCACGCCAACGAGGCGCACAGAAAGGGAAUAAACGUGCUGUUGGGGCCCUGUGUUGGCCCCCUCGGCCGUAUGCCUGCUGGGGGGCGGAACUGGGAAGGGUUUGGGGCGGAUCCGUAUCUGCAGGGAAUUGCCGGUGCCGAGACAGUCAAGGGCAUCCAGAGCGAGGGGGUCAUGGCCACCAUCAAGCACUUUGUUGCCAACGAGCAGGAGCACUUUCGCCAACCCUGGGAGUGGGGUCUGCCGCACGCAGUCAGCUCCAACAUGGACGAUCGCACUCUGCACGAGCUUUAUGCCUGGCCGUUUGGCGACGCCGUGAAGGCGGGCGUGGCGUCGGUCAUGUGCUCGUACAACCAAGUCAACAACUCGUACUCUUGCGGAAACAGCAAACUUCUCAAUGGCAUUCUCAAGGACGAGCUUGGUUUCCAAGGCUUCGUCAUGAGCGACUGGUUGGCGCAACGGUCGGGCGUCUCGACGGCGCUCGCGGGGCUUGACAUGACAAUGCCCGGCGACGGGCUCGAUUGGGCAAAGGGCAAGUCGCUAUGGGGCCCCGAGCUGUCCAGGGCUGUCCUCAACGGCAGUGUCCCCCUUGAGCGGCUGAACGACAUGGUCACCCGCAUCGUUGCCGCAUGGUACCAGCUUGGCCAGGAUGACGAGAUCAAGUUCCCCCGCAAGCCUCCCAACUUCUCGUCGUGGACCAAUGAUCGCCUGGGCUUCCUCGCACAUGGUAGCCCCAGCACUCAGGAUCUAGUUGAAGUCAACAAGUUUCUAGACGUGCAAUCCAACCAUUCCAGCAUUGCUCGCCAGGUGGCCGCUGAAGGAACCGUGCUUCUCAAGAACGACAACUUGCUCCCCAUCAGCCCCCGGGGCUUGGGGGAUGCAAACCUCAAGAGGCGCCGGGACGUUGUUGAACGCGCGACGGGCAAGCGCCACACCGGAAAGUUCAAGGUCGGUGUCUUUGGCGAAGACGCUGGCCCGGGAAGCGGGCCCAACCACUGCAAGGAUCGUGGCUGCAACCAGGGAACUCUGGGCUCCGGCUGGGGCUCGGGAGCCGUCGAGUUUCCCUAUCUGGUCACGCCCAUUGAGACGCUGCGCAGCCGCUUUGACAAGUCCGAGGUUGAACUGCACGAGUACCUCAGCAACAAAUUGCCCAUGGCAGGCUCGGACCAGGCCGCUCUCAACGAUCUGGAACUGUGCAUCGUGUUUGCCAAUGCCGAUUCCGGUGAAGGUUUCACAAAAUGGAACGAUGUAAGCGGCGACCGGCCGAAUCUGAAUCUCCAAAAGGGUGGUGACGACCUCAUUCUUGAUGUUGCAUCCAAAUGUGGCUCGGGGCACGGCCAGGUCGUUGUCGUCAUUCACGCUGUCGGCCCUGUCCUGGUAGAAAAGUGGAUCGAGCUGCCAAAUGUCAAUGCUGUACUGCUCGCCAAUUUGCCCGGCGAAGAAUCUGGAAACGCUCUCGCUGACGUCCUCUUCGGCGACAUCAACCCAUCCGGCCAUUUGCCCUACACCAUUGGCAAGUCACUCAAAGACUACGGGAAGGGCGGGCAGGUCCUGUACCGGCCCAAAGGCGCUAUACCUCAACAAGACUUCACUGAAGGCCUGUACAUUGACUAUCGCUACUUUGACAAGCACAGCAUCGAACCACGGUUCGACUUUGGGUUCGGCCUCAGCUACACUACAUUUGAAGUAAAAAAUGCGCAGGUCACUCCCCUGAAGAGCAAAUCACCACUACCUGCGUCUCGUCCGACCCCAGCUGCCAAACCGCCAACCUACUCAGACCAGAUUCCCCCGGCAAGUGAGGUCUUGUUCCCGGCUGGCCUACGUGCAUUGGAGAGAUACGUCUACCCAUACCUCAAAUCAGUAGACGCCAUCGUCACGGGCCCUUACCCGUAUCCGGAUGGCUACGAGACGAAGCAGCCACUGAGCGGAGCGGGCGGCGACGAAGGCGGUAAUCCAGACCUCUGGGAGACGUAUGUGAGUGUUGCUGUGGACGUGGAGAAUGUCGGGCCACGCGCCGGCUCUGCCGUCCCCCAGCUGUACCUCGUCUAUCCUGCUCGGGAGGGGGUCGACUUCCCAGUUCGGGUGUUACGGGGGUUCGACAAGAUCUAUCUUCGUCCGGGCGAGUCGCGCACGGUUGACUUCAACAUUACCAGAAGAGACCUCAGCUAUUGGGACGUCCAGAAACAAAAUUGGGUCAUGGUGACGGAAGGAGAAUAUCAGUUUCAGGUUGGCCAGAGCUCGAGAGAUUUGACUGCCGUGGGAAUAUGGUAAACAAUCAUGACGGAAUCUAAUUAUUCCAAGUAUUUGGGGGUUCAAGGUUAUUUGAGUUUGGAUACAGGCUGUUUUGGUCAGGCAUUAGCAUGCAGGCGAGGAGUUGCUACCAAGUUUUCUAUUUUUGUUUUCGUGACUGAAUAAUUGCCGGGUUACGGAUAUUUCACCUAGUUCUAUUCACCUUCGUACCUUAUUCUUACCUACCUGACGAGUGAUCCCCCACCCAACUAACCCACAAUACCUUAUUGAAAGACACCACCACGAAAUCCC
Lasiosphaeria miniovina is the source of this 3457-nucleotide messenger RNA. RefSeq names its product glycoside hydrolase family 3 protein. Gene Ontology annotation, molecular function: beta-glucosidase activity. Gene Ontology annotation, biological process: glucan catabolic process. The coding region runs from base 275 to 3187 and encodes 970 amino acids. The record is from RefSeq and is a predicted model, not a curated record. The transcript has a single exon. Lineage: Eukaryota; Fungi; Ascomycota; Sordariomycetes; Sordariales; Lasiosphaeriaceae.